UUUUGCAAGCGGUUUGAAACUCUCCUUUUCAGCGCCGCUCCUCAUUUCUGGCUGAGGAAAACAAGCAGGCAGCACAAGGAUGAAGGUCUACAUGUUUCUUGUGGUGAGCUGGUCAGUGGCAUCUGUGCUCUCCAUAUAUCCGGUUGGACUAGAUGACAUUAGUAAAGCAAAGGAUUUUACUGAAGUCAACAAGGAUUUCUGUCACAAUCCUGUUUUAAAGCCACGGAGAACAAAAAGGAGCACCGUUGUUGCUCAGGACCUGCUCUGGAAAUCUCCAGUGCCAUAUGUGUUUCAUGAAGACCUCGAGCUGAACGCUAAAGGGGUCAUCUUGAGGGCCUUUGACUAUUUUAGGGUGAAGUCUUGCAUUGACUUCAUACCAAGAGUGGCUGAGGAUCAUUACAUCCAUGUCAAGAAAUUAAAUGGGUGUUUUUCAGAAGUUGGAAAACAAGAAACUAUUGGACAGGAUCUCUCCAUUGGAAGAGACUGUGAUUACGUGUUUACGGUUGAGCACGAGUUUCUUCACGCUCUCGGCUUCUUCCAUGAACAGUCCAGAUAUGACAGAGACAAAUAUGUAACUAUUAUAAGUGAAAAUAUCAAAAAAGGUCAAGAGAAGGAGUUUGUCAACAUGAGCCGUGAAGAGAGCACCACCCAUGGAGUUCCAUACGACUACUGGUCAGUGAUGCAUUAUGGUAAAAAUGCAGGGAGCACUGGAGCAGGCCCUACGAUUAUUACCAAAGAUCCCAAAUUCCAGGAUGUGAUCGGUCAGACACUGGGAAUGAGUCCUUCCGAUGUUCUGGAACUGAACCUCCUUUACAAAUGCAACUCAACUGUUGCGUUUAAGAUGUACUGUGGAUUUUCCAAUGGUACCAUGUGUGAAAUGAGCAGCUGCUCACAGAGAAGCCAGGGUUGGGAAGUAGUAAGACAAGUUCCUGGAGGUCCGCAAUCUGAUCACACCAGUCUACCCACUGGAAAUGACGUUCAUGGCCAAGAAGGAGGAUACUUCAUGUUUGCAAGCACAGCAUCAGGCCAGGAGGGAGACUCGGCACGCCUGGAGACCCAGACUAUGGAUCUAAAAAGGCCGUGUCCUGUGCAGUGCCUGCAGUUCUACUAUUAUCACAGUGGGAGCGAGAGUGAUGACCUCAACAUUUGGAUCAGAGAGUUUCAGAAUAAGCAAGAUACCACAGGAAACCUUCAACUCAUGGGGCAAAUCACCGGUCCACCAACAUCCCAUUGGAGGCUCCAUCAUGUUUCUCUGAAUGCCACAAAGAACUUCCAAGUGGUGUUUGAGGCUCGGAAAGGAGCAGGAAGCUCUUCAGGCGGCUUCUCAAUAGAUGACAUCAAUCUCUCUGAGACCGAGUGUCCUCAUGUGACCCUGCAGAUUGAUGAUUUUGAGCAGCGCCUUAAGACCAGUGACAGAGAAUCCAUUGUGUACAGUCCACAACAGUACUCUGCAGAAGGCUACGCUUUUCGAAGCGCUGUUUUACUCAACCAAACGGUUGUUGGACUGUAUGUCCAACUCUUGUCUGGUGACAAUGAUGACCAGCUGAGGUGGCCUUGUCUCAAUAAACAAAUAACUUUGCAAAUGCUGGAUCAGACUCCCAACAUUCAGCUGGAAAUGUCAAAGCAAAGAAGUAUCACAACCACUCAGAAUCAGACAACUUCUGAUGGGACCCCUUACUGGACGAACCCUAGAGAGACUGGAAGACUCAAUAUAGAUGAGAAACAGGGAUUAAUCUAUGAGGGACCUCUUAUUGGGAUACACACAUUUGCAUCUUUGGAAGAAAUGAAAUUCAGAGAUUUCCUUAAAGGAGGGAGUGCCAUUUUCAUCUUCAACUUUCAAGAUCUUACUCCUUUACUAACUGGAAGUACUUUACCAUGUCCCGAAGUCAAACCAGUGAAGGUGACGCAUCCAGCGACACGUCAGGAUGAAGGUUCAUCAUGUCACUCACGGUCAACUAACACCAGUACUAUACCUCCUCAAGCAAACUACUAUGAAAGCGUCUUCAACUUCUCUCCUGCAAUGGUGGCUUCUCCUAUCCUCUCCCUCUUCCUAGUCCUGAAGCCUUUAUAAGCUUCUACCAUCUGAAUGUGACUUCUUUAUGUGAAAGCACAUUUGCUAAAUUGUUUUCAGAUUUGUGUUGCUUGUGUUUAUCUAAUACAGUAUUAUAUCGAAUACUGAUGAAAAAGAUUAAUACCGUGUAGGUAUUCACUUUGUGAUGAAAAAACCUUGGAGAUGUGUUUUUAAUUUUAAUAAUCAUGUUGGUGAAAAUGAUUUGUUACUCUAUUGUAUCCUCCUUUUUUCUAUUGAUCAUGUCUAAAUAAACUACUCAAAACAUGA
Molecule: messenger RNA, 2338 nt
Organism: Fundulus heteroclitus (mummichog)
Lineage: Eukaryota; Metazoa; Chordata; Actinopteri; Cyprinodontiformes; Fundulidae
Product: meprin A subunit beta
Exons: 16
Coding region: 80-2071 (663 amino acids)
Biological process (GO): proteolysis
Cellular component (GO): membrane
Molecular function (GO): metalloendopeptidase activity; protein binding; zinc ion binding
Source: RefSeq, a predicted model, not a curated record